Hordeum vulgare subsp. vulgare (domesticated barley) is the source of this 1904-nucleotide messenger RNA. RefSeq names its product acetylajmalan esterase-like. NCBI's taxonomy places the organism in Eukaryota, Viridiplantae, Streptophyta, Magnoliopsida, Poales, Poaceae. Gene Ontology annotation, molecular function: hydrolase activity, acting on ester bonds. The transcript has 3 exons. The record is from RefSeq and is a predicted model, not a curated record. Bases 495 to 1739 code for a protein of 414 amino acids.
UAAUCUUUUUGUAAAUGUUUGUGCAUGGACACCAUAGUAGCCGCCGCACCGGAGGACCUGGGUGCGGCGCCGCUACCUAGUUGACUCCUUCUUUCUUUCUGUGGUCACGAUGACUCUAGUCAAAAGCAGAGCCGGCCGAGCCCCACGAUCUCGGACCGGAUCCGACCCUACGUGACAUCCUUGUCAGCAGCAAAGCGACGGACACACAGAAUCGCGCGGCAUGGCACUUCAAAUUCCCUAGAAAAAGAGAGAAUGUUUUUCCAUUGUUCUUUUGACACAUCCACACGAGGGCGGAAAAUCACCGCCCCGUCAAUCCACGCCUAUCUCUAGAACUAGAAGAACCAGAACGCCGCCCAGCACAUCGUGCCUCUUCCAUCCGUGUAUAAAAAGGAGAGCGUGGCAACGCAGCAACUCAUCGACCAUUCGCCACCAAGGUGCCGACUCCUGUCGAGAUACCAACGCAACGCGCUCUCAUCAUCUACAACCGUUUCUGCAUGGCUUCCUCGGCGGCUUUCCUCCUCCUCGUCGUCGUCGCUGCUCUGCACGCGUGUCUCUGCCACGGGCAAGACGGGGGCGGCGGCGGCGCCGCCGUGGCGGCCAUCUACAGCCUCGGCGACUCCAUCACGGACACGGGGAACCUGGCCAAGGAGGCGCCGCCGGGCGCCUUCGAGACCAUCAAGCACCUCCCCUACGGCGUCACCUUCGGCCGCCCCACCGGCCGAUGCUCCGACGGACUCCUCAUGAUCGACUUCCUCGCUCAGGACAUGGGCCUCCCGUUCCUCAACCCUUACCUGGCCAAGAACAUGAGCUUCGACCACGGCGUGAACUUCGCCGUCGCCGGAGCGACCGCCAUGGACCCUGCAGACCAGUUCAACCGGACCUUCUCCAUGCCUUUCUCCGCCAACUCCCUCAAGCUGCAGCUCCGGUGGUUCAAGGACUUCAUGAAAUCCACCUACAACACCGACCAAGGCAAUUUAAAAUAUUUUUUCCCUCUUAUUACUUUCUCUCUGGCAUGCACACUCUGCUUUUCAAUAGCCAGGCAUGCUAAUUCCCUGUGUAAAAUUUCGUGCGCAGAGAUUCGCGAAAGGCUCCGAUCAUCUCUGAUUUUGGUCGGGGAGAUUGGAGGAAACGACUACAACUUCGCCUUCUUGGCAAACAAGUCUGUCAGUGAGGUGGAGACAAUGAUCCCAGCUGUGGUUCAGACCAUCAUCAACGCCACCAAGGAAGUGCUUGACAUGGGUGCGCGCAGAGUCAUCGUCCCAGGCAACUUCCCCAUCGGCUGCCUCCCAAGCUACCUCACCGCCAUGGCCGCGCCGGAGCCGUCGGCAUACGACUCCACGUCCUGCCUCAAGGACCUCAACAUCUUCGCCGCCAAGCACAACACACAGCUCCAGCGAGCCAUCGCCGGUCUCCAGGCGUCGUACCCUGACGCGGCCAUCGCCUACGCCGACUACUUCAACUCCUUCCUCAGCCUUCUCAAGAGCGCCCCAGCGCUCGGCUUCGAUGUGGGCAGUACCCACAAGGCCUGCUGCGGCACAGGCGGCAGGUACAACUACGACGAGAGGCUGAUGUGCGGCAUCGAGGGGACGGCGGUGUGCGCGGACCCGUCGGUGUACGUGAGCUGGGACGGCAUCCACAUGACCCAGGCAGCGUACAAGGCCAUGUCCAGGCUCAUCUACCAUGGGAGGUAUCUUCAGCCGCAGAUACUCGACUUCCCGGAGAACAAUGGGCAGACAUGAUAAGCUUUUUGGUUCACCCCUCGACGAUGGAAGCCUCACCGUGACAUUUUGAGCCUUCGAUGAGUUCUCCCAUGGCCUAUGUCGCCAUAUGCUAUAUAUGUGCUCUGCACUAUUUACCCAGACUAAAUUACGAACUACACUAAAAGUAAAGAUGCAGUUUUAGCA